Molecule: messenger RNA, 2287 nt
Organism: Drosophila obscura
Lineage: Eukaryota; Metazoa; Arthropoda; Insecta; Diptera; Drosophilidae
Product: negative elongation factor B
Exons: 3
Coding region: 103-1878 (591 amino acids)
Biological process (GO): negative regulation of transcription elongation by RNA polymerase II
Cellular component (GO): NELF complex; nucleus
Source: RefSeq, a predicted model, not a curated record
AUACCGAUAACACACCCCCAAAUUGUUUGUCUCUAAAAAAAAAAAAAUAAAACAAGAAUUAAAUAUUAAAUUGCCGCAUAAAACGUGUUAAGCUUAAUUAGAAUGAGCACACCCGCUAAAAAUAAUGGCACGGGACUCGAGGACGUUAAUAUACCGGGGCAGGCGUAUUUGCGCGAGGCCCUCACCUCCUGCACGGACCCGCUGAAGGCAAUUGAGAGUUUUCAGCUGGAGAAUGGGGUGCUGUUGCCGUCGUUACGCCCCAUGCUGCCGCUGCUCGACCUCCACGGUGUGCGGCGUUUGGAUUUCCACACGUCGCUGAUGGAGGAGCUGCGCGACAAGCUGAUUGCCCACAUCAACGAGCUAGGCCAGAAGGAGCCCCGGGAGCGGGACAAGAAGCUGAAGGAGUUGCUGGUGAAGAGCUUUCCCGUCGUGCGGGUCAAGUCGCUGCGUCCGGUGGUGAUGGCCAUCUUGAGGAACACCCAGCACAUCGAUGACAAGUACCUCAAGAUUCUGGUGCGCGAUCGGGAACUGUACGCCGACACGGACACGGAGGUGAAGCGCCAGAUCUGGCGGGACAAUCAGUCGCUGUUUGGCGACGAGGUCUCGCCCCUGCUCUCGCAGUACAUCCGGGAAAAGGAGCACAUUCUAUUCGACCACACGAACCUCAACAACUUGUUUUUCCAUCCGACGCCCAAGGUGCGCAGACAAGGCGAGGUGGUGCAAAAGCUGGCGAACAUGAUCGGGACCAGCGUGAAGCUGUACGACAUGGUGCUGCAGUUCCUUCGCACACUGUUCCUGCGCACCCGCAAUGUCCACUAUUGCACGCUGCGCGCCGAGCUGCUGAUGGCGCUGCACGACCUGGAGGUGCAGGAAAUCAUCUCGAUUGAUCCCUGUCACAAGUUCACCUGGUGCCUGGAUGCCUGCAUCCGUGAGAAGAAUGUGGACAUCAAGAGAUCGCGCGAACUGCAGGGAUUCCUCGACAACAUUAAGCGCGGCCAGGAGCAGGUGUUGGGCGAUCUCUCGAUGACCCUCUGCGAUCCGUAUGCCAUCAACUUUCUGGCCACCUCGGCGAUCAAGAUUCUACACCAUCUGAUCAACAACGAAGGCAUGCCGCGGGACAAUCAAAUUCUGAUACUCCUGCUGCGAAUGUUGGCUCUCGGUCUCAGUGCCUGGGUGAUGAUCGACUCGCAGGACUUUAAGGAGCCGAAGCUAGACUGUCAGGUGGUCACCAAAUUUCUGCCCGCCCUCAUGUCGCUCAUGGUGGACGAUCAGUGUCGCAGCCUGCAUGGUAAAUUGCCGCCGGAUGAGCGUGAGUCCGCAUUGACCAUCAUUGAGCAUUCGGGUCCGGCGCCCGAUGCCGUUGAGGCGUACAUCCAGGAGAGUGCGGUAUCCAGCAUUCUGGCCAUGUACUAUACCCUGCACACGGCCCGCCUCAAGGAUCGUGUGGGUGUGCUGCGCGUCCUGGCCAUACUCUCCGCCUGCAAGGAUCAUCGCGCCUACGAGGAUCCCUUCCUACACUCCCUGAUUGCUCUGCUCAUUCCGAUGAGCGAUGAGUUCUCCACCGAGGACUUUUGCACCACGCUCUUCGAUGAGUUCAUCUUUGCGGGUCUCACGCGCGAGAAUGUCACCUCGAGGCACAUGCUGAAGCUGCUGUGGUAUGUACACAACAAGCUGCCCUCCUGCCGUUUGGGCACACUGAUGAAGGCCAUGCAGCCGACGACGGCACACAAUGAACAUGUGCAUAAGCUGUACGAAACGCUGACGGAUCGGAUUGCGGCGGGCACACCAGAAACACCGGUGGUGGAGGCACCGCCAGCGGACUUUGAUUCGCCAUUGAAGUCAGUGCCAACGCCAGGACCGCAUUACAAUGCGCAAUAGCCAGAGGCCACGGUGGUCGCGGUAACAGCGGCUGUCGUCGGAUGAUGGACAAUUAAUGCUCUCGCAAGAGUGUUACACGAGAUAAUUCUAACAGCAGAUAGAUGAUGUAGUUUACAGAUAGAGACACAGAGAGAGAGAGAGGGAGAGAGAGAGUAUUAGCCGUAGAAUGUUUUUUUGUACUGAUUUCCCGAGCCGUCUCCUGGGUUUAUCCUUUUAUCCUAUUUCAAUUAUCAAUCAUACAUUAAUAGCCCAUGUCCGCCAUAUGUCUGUCUGUUUUAGAGAACUAAAGCGGGAGGGAGGCUUCUUCUGCUUCAGAUUCAGGCUCAUAUCACAAUAUAUACACACAUCUAGCAGUUGCCUUAAAACAAAAAUAAGAAAGCAAUCAAACAAAUUGUAGUUAAAUAUUAGA